AUGAGUGACAGGUUAUCGUUGAAAUUCCGCCGCCCCUCAAGCAAACUGCAGAAGGAUCCCCCUAGCUUCAGCUCACGCAUUCUUCGGAGUCAUCAAAGCGCAACUUCCUUGAAACGUCAUCCCUCCGCCCCCGUUUACCCGCGCUCAUCUCCCAACGGUAGCCGCGAGCACACCCGAUCUCGAUCUAACGCUGCGGCCGUAUUUGGCUCAGGCUCCUCUUCGUCAUUGGAUCAGAAUAGCGACGGUCAGUCGCAGUCGCCUGGCCAUACCGAUCCCUCAUAUUUCCCAAAUUACAGCUCUCGCGCCCGCCAGAAUCGAUUCUCCUACGACCACCAACCCAGCCCGGAUGAAGUAGCCUCUCCCUUCGAGACGCGGGGUAUGCUCACUGCCUUGGACGAGAAUAGUGCUGAAACAGACGCCUCAUCGCCGACUUAUCCCCCACUCACAAACAACAACAGCGGCAGCUCAGACCAACGGCGUCGCUCCCUCCGACAAUCCGCCAGCUUCACUACUUUGCCUUCCCGAAUGGAUCCCUUUGCCCACCGUGAAACCGAGCGGCCUCCCCACUCGAAACGGCAUUCAGAUGAAGCUCUUAAUGGUCCCCCUCGGGAUAGACGGAGUAAGAAGGCUAGCUUCUCCAGUUUCGUCAAUAGCAUGCUAGGCUCGCCUCGAAACGUCAAGAUCUCCGCCCCUGAGAACCCCGUCCAUGUCACUCAUGUUGGCUACGAUAACCAGACCGGUCAGUUCACCGGUUUGCCCAAGGAAUGGCAGCGGCUGUUGCAAGAAAAUGGUAUUUCGAAGAAGGAACAGGAGGAACACCCGCAAACGAUGAUGGAUAUUAUGCGGUUUUAUGAGAAGAAUACCCGUGGUGAUGAUGACGACGACGAAGUGUGGCACAAGUUCGACAACGCCCAUGGCAAAGACAACGGUCAAGCACCAUCCCCGCCGGGAAGCCCCCGCUUUCCUCAGAAUCACGAAGGCAGUUUUGAAAAUCCUCGGUCACCACCUCCAGUACCUAAGGGGCCCCGCGGAGCACCUUCGCCAGCACCGAUGCCUACUGCGGUCAUGUCUCCGCCCUUGGGUAGCAUGGUCCCGCAUCGUGCACCCCCCAAGCCUCCUAGCAUGACUCCCUCUCGACCAGCACCGCAACCUCCAACUUCGCAAGGUGUAUCUGCCCAGCGACCGCCAGAGCCCUUUGGACUUGGUAACCCACCCAUACCCGAAACACAACCAUUGCAGACGGAGCAACGUGAUCCUAUCGGCUCUCGAAAUGGAACUCCGACGCCCAAAACGUCCAAUACUGUGGCGAACCCAACUCAGUAUCAACGACAGCAGGAGCAGAUAAUGGCUGCGGCUCAACAGGCGAUCGCUUCCAAACAACUGGAUCGAAGCCGAAGCCAACAGCAACAGCAACAGCAAAGACAGCAACCUCAAAUCGCGCCGAUCGCAACCAAUAUUCCUCAGAGUUCAACCGAUGCGUCAGCCACUCGGGCACCCCCCGCCGCUCGCCCUCGUCAACCCAAGCGACAGAGCAACAUUAUGGAUGUGCGGCAACGCUUGUUGACUAUUUGCAAUCCUGCCGAUCCUACUCAAAUUUAUUAUAACCUCAAUAAGAUUGGACAAGGUGCUUCAGGUGGUGUCUAUACUGCCUAUGAGAAUGGCAACAACAACUGUGUGGCUAUCAAGCAGAUGAACCUUGACCUUCAGCCUAAGAAAGAUCUUAUUAUCAACGAGAUCUUGGUCAUGAAGGACAGCAAACACAGGAACAUUGUCAACUUCUUGGAGAGUUACCUUCAUGGCCUCGAUUUGUGGGUUGUUAUGGAAUAUAUGGAAGGUGGCAGUCUUACAGAUGUUGUUACUUUCAACAUCAUGAGUGAAGGACAAAUUGCGGCCGUGUGUCGAGAGACAUUGAACGGCCUGCAGCAUCUACACUCGAAAGGCGUUAUUCAUCGUGAUAUCAAAUCCGAUAACAUCCUUCUUGCGAUGGACGGUAAUAUUAAGCUGACCGAUUUUGGUUUCUGCGCGCAAAUCAAUGACUCCCAUAAUAAACGCAACACCAUGGUUGGUACGCCAUACUGGAUGGCUCCUGAAGUGGUUACUCGCAAGGAAUAUGGUCGGAAGGUUGAUAUCUGGAGUCUGGGUAUCAUGGCCAUUGAGAUGAUUGAUGGCGAACCGCCAUACUUGACCGAGUCUCCUCUGCGUGCUCUCUACUUGAUUGCUACGAAUGGUACACCCAAGAUCAAAGAUGAACAUAAUCUUUCAACCACUUUCCGCGAUUUCCUGCAGCUCGCCCUGAAGGUUGAUCCAGAGAAGCGUGCUUCUGCCCAUGAUCUGCUUAAGCACCCCUUCAUGGGAAUCUGCUCCCCGCUUUCACAUCUGGCUCCUCUGGUCAAGGCUGCUCGCAUCAGUCGUGCCCAAGAGAAAGCACAGAAGGGUUCUUAG
Penicillium angulare is the source of this 2442-nucleotide messenger RNA. RefSeq names its product mitogen-activated protein kinase kinase kinase kinase STE20 (gene pakA). Gene Ontology annotation, molecular function: ATP binding; protein serine/threonine kinase activity. Gene Ontology annotation, cellular component: cytoplasm. NCBI's taxonomy places the organism in Eukaryota, Fungi, Ascomycota, Eurotiomycetes, Eurotiales, Aspergillaceae. Gene Ontology annotation, biological process: protein phosphorylation; intracellular signal transduction; regulation of MAPK cascade. The transcript has 4 exons. The record is from RefSeq and is a predicted model, not a curated record. Bases 1 to 2442 code for a protein of 813 amino acids.